Molecule: messenger RNA, 2742 nt
Organism: Mercenaria mercenaria
Lineage: Eukaryota; Metazoa; Mollusca; Bivalvia; Venerida; Veneridae
Product: E3 ubiquitin-protein ligase TRIM33-like
Exons: 2
Coding region: 100-1023 (307 amino acids)
Source: RefSeq, a predicted model, not a curated record
UUUGUACACAUAUAGAUAAUUCAAUAUCUGACCUAUAUAACAGUUUUAGAUAAUUUUGAAAAAUGUUAAAUCGAAAGAGGAAGUUGUUGUUUUCAGAAAAUGGCGACGGGUGGGUGUGAAGAAACCUCUGAUGAGAUUUUUAACUUCAAAUACACACCUUGUUCUAGGAUAAACAGACAAAGAAAAGCAGUGAAAUAUUGCGUGGAAUGUCAAGGAUACUGCUGUCAGUCUUGUGUUGACACACAUCAGGCAUUUCCUACACUAGUAGGUCAUAAACUACUGGAUAAAUCUACAGGUCUUUCAGCUGACUUCCCAGUUGUCCCUACGGAGAUAUGCAGCAUACACAAGAUAAAAAUUCUGGAUAUGUAUUGUGGAACCCACGACGUGGUCGGUUGUACGAGCUGUAUGGCACUAGAACAUAGGAGCUGCACAGAUGUCCAGCUAAUUUCGGAUAUUGCCGAAACUAUGUAUAAGAAGAAGGACGUGGAUGAAUUGAAUCUGACAUUAAAGGAGAAGAAGAGUGAAGUGGAGAAGGUUAAAACGUCAAGAGAAGUUCUUCUUGAAGAGCUGAAUGAAUCAAAAACGAAUGCAGUCAAUGCCAUAAAAGCUUUUAGAGAAGAUAUGGAAAAGAUACUACAAAAUCUUGAAAAGGAAUCGAUUAAAGAAGUGGAGAAAGAGUUCCAAACAAUGGAGACAAUGUUGCUGGAGGAGAUACAGAUAUCUGAAAAUCAGAUGAAAAACCUGUCGAAAGCUGCAGACGACAUGAAACAGUCCGACGGAAACAUAGCCCAGCAGUUUGUAUCUAUGAAGACAACACAGAAGAGACUUGCUCAAACUGAAGACAUUUUGAACGAUUUAGACACACAUGUACAUGCAAAGGUAUCAUUUGCUGCUGACCAAACUGUUUUGGGAUUUCUGCAACAACUGAAGACAUUUGGAUCGGUUAUCCGCAAUACUGUCUACUCAGUCAAGGGAACCAGGGACAUGAAUAUAAAAGUACAAAGUGACUCAUCUGCUUGCUAAGUAUUCGGGUCAUGCUUAACGGAAGAUGGCACAUUACUGAUACCUGAUUAUUACAAUAAAAAGUUGAAACGGGCAGACAUUAAAAAAAUGUCAGUUGUGGACUAUUGUGACCUCCCCCAUAAUCCACAUGAUGUGUGCAGUAUAGAUAAACAGGAAGCAGUUGUGGCCUUAGAAAAUAACACCAUUCAAUUUGUCUCCAUUAAGGGCGACAAGAUGGCACUCAUGCGUGACAUCCAGCUGAACAAUACUUGUUUCUGCAUUGCUUACAGAAAUAAGAAACUAUAUAUAAGUGACAAUAACAAGUCAGUUUAUGUACAUGAUAUGACAGAUACCUUGCUACAGACGAUAUCCAAAGACAGUUCCGGUAAAGAUCUGUUCAAUGUCAGUCGACACAUUGCAUUCAGCGAUUUUGGAGAUAAGGUAUUUGUUGUCAAUGGUUUAAAAGGUGUAGUAACAGUUGAUGGGCAGGGAAACAACUGUAACGAGUUCAGUGGUCCCGAUUUAAACAAUACAACGGGAAUCUGCACAGACGGAAGAGGAAAUAUGUUUGUGUGCGGAUACAAUUCAAAAAACGUUUUACAGCUAGGACAAAAUGGUACAAUAAUGGGUGUGGUCAUCCAGUCGUCAGAGAGACUAAACCAACCAUGGUCACUGGCCUUUGAUGUGCGAACCGAUACUCUAUGUGUAACCCAGUUAAACAGGGAUACAGUAAAACUUUUUGAUCUUCACUAAAAGUAACGUUGUUUUUUUUUCUGUACGAUUUCACACAAGGCUGAAAAUCUGAUUUAAUUCCUCCAAAAGCAAGACAGCGUAUUUACAACAACAUAAUAACUUGUCAAAACGAAAGUUUAAAAACGAAAUGAAAACAUAAUAUUUUAUGCAUAGUACACAUUUCCGAACUGCUCGUAUUAGGGGGGCGAAGUGCGCAAUUGUAUAUAAUUUUGUCCUUUGACAGUUCCUGUGAUACGCAGGCUCCAUAACCUAAGAUCCCCUUCCUAAAUUCCAGUUUGUUUAGUUCUGCCCAUUGUUUUCUCAUUUGGGGCAAACCCAUUAUUUUAUCUGAGGACCAAACGCCGCUCUUUAUGGAAUUACACGCCUCAAGACGUGUAUCAUUGAAGGUUCCAUGUUCACCACCGUUUGUGGAUGUCUCUAAAUUGCUUUUUGUACUUUAAGCAUGUGUAAUUGUUGAGUUCUGCUCAACCCGGGGCUAGAGGGCGUGGACGGUAGCAGGCAUUUCCACUACCGUCCAUGAACAGGCUCAAUCAAACCGAGCCUGCAACAUUUUCGUUUUUGUCGUGUUGAGCGACCUGUGAAGUUUGCACUUGUCUCUGUUUUAGUGUAUUUUCCCUCUCGUAACCAUUGUCCUUACAGUAUACAUAGGGAUAGGGUAUAACAUGUACAGUGGCAUAUUUUUUCUGGUCUAUCACCAGUGGGGAUGGUUCGCGGAUUACUACAAAUAGAUUUUGCUUUAAUCACUUGUUAUAUUUGAUGCACCAUCACUGCAGGUUUAGUAUUAUAUUUGCUAGUUUAACAGAGUGUUAUUGCACUAAAAAUGAAUGAUAUUUUUACAUUAAACAUUAUCAUCCACUUUUUUGUUGAUUUUACUGAUAAUGUUCUUCGUAGAAAUUAUGUUAAUGUCAUAUUUAUAAAUAGGCUUCAGUAGUGUACUUCAACUCACAAAAGUUUGAUAAUGUAUAAUAAAAUAAAGAAUACCAGCUA